Messenger RNA from Acanthisitta chloris (rifleman), 969 nucleotides. RefSeq names its product zinc finger protein 330 (gene NOAZFP). Bases 4 to 969 code for a protein of 321 amino acids. Gene Ontology annotation, molecular function: zinc ion binding. Gene Ontology annotation, cellular component: nucleus. The record is from RefSeq and is a predicted model, not a curated record. NCBI's taxonomy places the organism in Eukaryota, Metazoa, Chordata, Aves, Passeriformes, Acanthisittidae. The transcript has 9 exons.
AACAUGCCUAAGAAGAAGACUGGAGCUCGUAAGAAGGCUGAGAACCGCCGAGAACGUGAGAAGCAGAUAAGAGCUUCAAGAGCCAACAUAGAUCUGGCCAAACAUCCUUGUAAUUCUUCAAUGGAAUGUGAUAAGUGCCAAAGACGACAGAAGAACAGAGCUUUUUGCUACUUCUGUAAUUCUGUCCAGAAAUUACCCAUUUGUGCACAAUGUGGAAAAACCAAAUGCAUGAUGAAGUCUUCAGACUGUGUUAUAAAGCAUGCUGGUGUAUACAGCACUGGACUGGCAAUGGUGGGGGCGAUCUGUGAUUUCUGCGAGGCUUGGGUGUGCCACGGCAGGAAGUGUCUGAGCUCUCACGCCUGUGUCUGCCCUCUGGCCGAGGCUGAAUGUAUUGAGUGCGAAAGGAGUGUCUGGGACCACGGAGGCAGAAUAUUCACCUGCUCUUUUUGCCAUGACUUCCUCUGUGAAGAUGACCAGUUUGAACAUCAAGCCAGCUGCCAAGUUCUGGAAGCAGAGACUUUUAAAUGUGUUUCCUGUAACAGGCUGGGGCAGCAUUCAUGCCUGCGGUGCAAGGCUUGUUUUUGUGAUGACCAUGUGCGAAGUAAGGUGUUCAAGCAGGAGAAGGGAAAAAAGCCUCCUUGCCCUAAGUGUGGCCACGAAACUCAGCAGACAAAGGACCUGAGCAUGUCAACGCGCUCGCUGAAGUUCGGCCGCCAGACUGGAGGGGAAGAUCCAGACGGAGCCUCUGGUUACGAUGCCUACUGGAAAAACCUCUCCUCCAGCAAGGCUGGAGAUGCAGGGGACCAUGAGGAUGGAUACGAUGAGGAUGAAGCAGAAGAUGAUGAUGAAGAUGACAACUAUGAGGGAGGGAAGGAUUCUGAUCCUGAGAUGACGGAUGUGUUCAGCAAUUUGAAUUUGGGAAGGACCUAUGCUAGUGGCUAUGCACAUUAUGAGGAAUCAGAAGAUUAA